AUGAGCCCCGUGCUGGUCUUCAUAGAACAGAACGCGGCCGGGGUAGGCGAAUCCGACCGCCGCGCCCUCCGUUCUCACGUCAUGAGGGGCAAGAAUGCCGGCAGACCGCGACCCUCGACGCGGAGACGGACGAGCAAUGUUCCCAUCAGGCGUCAGCUGAAGAUCCCGCGACGGGUGUUCUGGAAUGACUUCUGUCUGACAUCUUUCCCCCAAGAACUGGAUCCGGACUCCACGAGGCUCAUGCAUCGGUGGUUCCUUGACAUCAGUGACGCUCUGUUCCCGCCCCAGUUUUGCUACAAGUUCGAUAUCUUGAAAUCGAUCUGGGUCAACUGCAUACUGGUAGAUGAAGCAUGCAAGUAUAAACUGCAACUCACGCAGUCGAACUUCCACUCGACCUUGGCCGUGUCGGCAUCGUACGUCGACUUCUUUGAACGAAAGCCCGCCACGUCGCCCAGGGCUCUGCAUCACGUAUGUCAGGCCUAUUCGUUGGUCAACCUCAAGCUUUCGGGUCCUCAUGCUGUAUCGGACAGCGCCAUUGCCGCCGUCGUCACCCUCGCCAUCUAUCAACAGAUACACCAGCAACACGCCACUGGCCUCAUACACCUCAAAGGGCUCCAUCGAAUGAUUGAGUUACGCGGGGGUAUCGCCAGGUUGAUGAAGGAGAACCGUCCGUUGGCCCUCAAGCCGCUCAGCAGGCUCGAUAUUGAACUGGCCGUGCAAAACGGGUCAGCCACGCUGUUUGACAGUCAGGAUGUGCCCGUGACGACCGUCUUGUGCGACUCUAGUACUGUCGCAGAACAGCUCUCCGUCUACCCCCUCGGGCUGCCCCGCAUCAUGCUGGACCUCAUCGUCUUCGCCGGCAUCCUCAACGACAGGGUGAAGAACGGACGGUCCAAGCUCAACCCUCUGGACUACACGGAGACGCUCAUAUCACUCCUCUACCGUCUCUUGGAAGGCGAACCUCUCAGAAGGCCCCCGCUCGCUUCGGAAGGCCUCUACGGCGACGCGGCACGUCUCGCGAUGUUGGCGUUCAUGACCGGCCUGCUCCCCAACUACUGCCGCGACAACUUCGGUUCGUCGCUUCUAUGCGCCCGUCUGGCGGACGCCGUUCGAGAGCUCCACUCGACGACGACGCACGAAUUAGACGCGCGGGCCGGUGGCGGCGGCGUCCCGCUGCUGCUGUGGAUCCUCUUUGUGAGCGGCAUCUCGGUCUUGAAAACCGACGACCACGGCUGGCUGCUUUUCGCAGUCGCCGAGACUUGCCAUUACGCGGACCUGCGCGACUGGGCGACCGUUCACCAUCUUCUCAGCGGGUUUCCAUGGUUAUACACGCUGCAUGAUGCCCCAGCGCGGCGUUUGUGGGAGGAGGCUCACCGUGUGACGUCGGAGGUGGAUAUUGGAGCGGGGAUGGGGAUGGGUAUAGGGAUACUACUCCCAUCACCCGAGACUAUCAAGGAAGAGGCCAGUAGUCGAUAA
Molecule: messenger RNA, 1476 nt
Organism: Colletotrichum navitas
Lineage: Eukaryota; Fungi; Ascomycota; Sordariomycetes; Glomerellales; Glomerellaceae
Exons: 4
Coding region: 1-1476 (491 amino acids)
Source: RefSeq, a predicted model, not a curated record